Messenger RNA from Trichoderma aggressivum f. europaeum, 1932 nucleotides. RefSeq lists its product as uncharacterized. Gene Ontology annotation, molecular function: sphingomyelin phosphodiesterase activity. NCBI's taxonomy places the organism in Eukaryota, Fungi, Ascomycota, Sordariomycetes, Hypocreales, Hypocreaceae. The coding region runs from base 1 to 1932 and encodes 643 amino acids. The record is from RefSeq and is a predicted model, not a curated record. The transcript is spliced from 5 exons. Gene Ontology annotation, biological process: sphingomyelin catabolic process.
AUGCGUCCCAGCUCGACGCUCUCCCUGCUGGCUCUGGGCUCUGUUGCCCAGGCCGCGGUUUCUCUUGAGAAUAGCAGCCUCCCUCCUCGAGAUAUCGAGAACAUCGAGAGGGCUAUUGAGGCAAGAAGCUUGGCCGAUGAUAUAUGGAACGAUAUCAAGAAUGCUGCGACGUGCACUGCUUGCCAGGGCAUUCUCGUCCUUCUCAAGGGCAUCGCUGUAUUUGGAGAUGGAGCGUUUGUCAGCGUGGCUACGGAACUCUGCAAGCUCGCAAAGGUUGAAGACAACGAUGUGUGCGAGGGCACCGUGGCACUAGAGGGCCCCAUCAUUGCGGAUGCUAUCCGAAACAUGGAUCUCGGGUCCGAUACAUCAAAGCUCUUCUGCGGAUCAUUCCUUGGCCUUUGCCCUGAGCCCUCUGUUCCUCAGUGGAAGAUCCCCUUUCCCUCUCCGAAGCCACAGACUGGUCGUCCUGCGUCGAGCGGGAAGACGCCUCUCAAGGUGGUUCAGUACUCGGAUAUUCACAUUGACCCUCUUUAUGUGUCUGGCUCAAGCUCGAAUUGCACCAAGCCCAUCUGCUGCAGACCUUAUACCGCAGCUGAUGAGCCUGGCCACUCAACAUCGCCUGCUGGGCCAAAUGGAGAUCACAAGUGCGAUACUCCUGUCGGCUUAGAAAUUAGCAUGUAUCAGGCCAUCAAGAACAUUGUUCCAGAUGCUGCCCUAACACUCUUCACGGGCGAUAUUGUUGACCACGCAAUCUGGAACACCUCACAGCCUUACAACCAGAAGCAAAUUUCUGACGCAUACACUUAUAUGAGCCAAUAUCUGGGUAUCGUUUACGGUACCGCUGGUAACCAUGAAUCCAAUCCCACAAAUGCUUUUCCUCCCAAGUCCAUCAGCAACUCAUCGCAAUGGGUAUAUGAUGCCCUAUCUGACCAAUGGACACGCUGGGUGGGAGCCUCAGCGGAAUCCGAGAUUGAAAGUAUCGGCGCAUACUCUACCAAGUAUCCUAAUGGCAACUUGAGGGUCAUCUCUCUUAACACCAACUUUUACUACCGCAUGAACUUUUGGUUGUAUCAGGAGGGCAUUGAGCAGGACCCUGACGGUCAAAUCCAAUGGCUGGUGAAUGAGCUCGACGCUGCGGAAAAGGCAGGAGAGAGAGUUUACAUCAUUGGACACAUGCCCCUUGGAGAAGGCGAUGCUUUCCACGCAGGGUCAAACUACCUUGAUCAAGUUGUGAACCGCUACUCGUCAACCAUUGCCGCCAUGUUCUUCGGCCACACGCACGUCGACCACUUUGAGGUCAGCUACUCCGACUACAACAGCCGAGAUGCCUCGCAUGCUGUCAUGGCCUCUUACAUCUGCCCCUCGCUGACACCUACCUCGGGCAUGCCCUCGUUCCGAGUAUAUGAUGUCGACCCGGAGACGUUUGCGGUGCUCGACACCACGACCUACAUUGCUGACAUGACCAAUUCGGAUUUCCAAACAACCGGCCCCGUGUGGACGAAGCUUUACUCCGCCAAGGAGACGUACGGCUCCAAGCUGAACCCCCCCGUCACAAAAGCAAGUGCCGAGCUGACGCCCGCGUUCUGGCACAACGUAACGGCCUUGUUCGAGUCAAACUCGGACGUGUUCAACCAGUACAUCUCGCUCAAGAGCCGUGGCUGGAACGUCGCCUCGUGCACUGGGGACUGCCAGAAGCAAGAGCUCUGCCAGCUUCGAGCUGGUCGUAGCGAGAACAACUGCGUGGUUCCUUCAAUCGGCCUUCACCUGAACAAGAGAUCGGAUGAGCUGCACGGUCACUCGCAUCACCGAUCCCACGACCACCAGGAAUGCGGCAUGUCGGCAGGCAUGAAGACGCUGGGCUCUUUGGCUGUGAGGAAGGAUUUGUUGGAUGAGCUGGAGACCCGGGCCAAUGAGUUGAAAGCCAAGGCUUGA